AUGACCUUGUUCAUAUUACUCUACCUGUGGGUAGGGCUAACGUCAACAUACGCUCACGUAUGUCCACGUUACUGUGAGUGCGAUGACAAUGUCACCCGAGUCUACUGUUACACCGGUAGCCUUAACACAACACAUUUCUACAAGAUACUGCAACAGUUGCCCGUCAACAUCGUCGAACUUCACAUCUCUGCCCCGAGCAACAAAUCCAACUUCUUCAAAUGGAAUGACAACUUGAAUCGACUCACAAAUCUACGAAAACUGUCUCUGAUCAACUGUAACAUACCAGCCAUCAGUCAGAGACUACGGAUACGAUCGUUGGUAUCACUGAAUCUACAACACAACAAGAUUGAGACGCUUCAGAUGGACUCGUUCAACGGGAUUCACAACUUGGAAACUCUCGAGCUGUCGUACAACAAAAUCUCGAUUCUGCCUUCAGGCUGUUUUGUCUUCUUGAAGAAUCUGAAGUCACUGUCAGUAUCUCACAAUCCCAUCAAAGACCUGCCUUCUAACUUUCUUCACGGCCCAAAACAAGUCCAAAAACUUGAACUAGAUGGUCUGCAAGUUCCAAUCGACCAGUUGAAUCAACUUCUGGAGACUCAGCAGAACCUAGAGCGCCUGGAGCUCAACUUCUGUUCGAUUGACGACACCAAAGUCUCGAGGCUCUGGCUACACAAAGUACCCAAGAUUGUACGCUUCGGGCUCGGAGGUAACAAUCUGACUACCAUACCAAGCCACAAACUUCGAGAUCUACCCCACCUCCAGACAGUAGACCUAUCCUACAAUAAGAUCAGAAAGGUUAAUGCUUGUGCCUUCUGCUCUUGCAACAUAACCACCAUCUACCUAGGACACAACCUCCUUGGUAUUGACGAUGUCAGCUUGAACGUGGAAUCGUUUGCUCAUGUCAAAGUUGAAACAUUAGAUCUUUCGUUUAAUUUCUUCGACAACUUUCAUUCUGACCUACUAGGUCGAGCACGGUACUCGAUAAAAUCACUUGACUUGUCUGGAAACACUCUUACCGUACCCAAAUCUGCAUUUAUUGAGAAGCUACCCAACUUAAGAGAACUUCAUCUAGCCAGCAACCACCUAGAAGUACUACCUUCAGUAUGGCCCAUCGAGUACUCGUCGCUUAUCUUCCUCAACUUAAGUCACAACUACAUCAAGCACGUCCCGUCAUCGUUCUCUCACUCUUUUCCCUUCCUCAAAACACUCGACAUAUCAAACAAUGAAAUAAAGUAGGUUUAAAACAUAUUUACAUGUUUAAUACCUUUUAUAAGACAAUAAGUAUAAAGUUAAACGAACCGUUCUAUAAUAAAGUUAGAUUUUUCUUAAAUUAAAAAGUUUUAGCUACCUCGACAGCCACUUGACAACGUUUUUAACAGAGAUGACACAGACUAUUUACUUGGACAACAACCCAUGGGAUUGUAGUUGUGCUGACAACGGAAUACAAAAGUAUUUCAAACUGAGAAGGAUAAUAUCACCAAGAACAGAGUUGACACUGUGUGCUUACCCAGAAGAAGUCAAGAACCUGCCAGUCCACAAAGUCAGCAAAAUCAGCGAUUGUGCUCUACUCUUUGGAGGAUCUUAUCAGCUCACACAGGUAACACUUAUUUUCUGA
Messenger RNA from Bursaphelenchus okinawaensis, 1615 nucleotides. The record is from the annotation of a GenBank genome assembly. Lineage: Eukaryota; Metazoa; Nematoda; Chromadorea; Rhabditida; Aphelenchoididae.